Molecule: messenger RNA, 1663 nt
Organism: Amphimedon queenslandica
Lineage: Eukaryota; Metazoa; Porifera; Demospongiae; Haplosclerida; Niphatidae
Product: dual specificity protein phosphatase 2-like
Exons: 3
Coding region: 89-1474 (461 amino acids)
Biological process (GO): protein dephosphorylation; negative regulation of MAPK cascade
Cellular component (GO): nucleus; cytoplasm
Molecular function (GO): MAP kinase tyrosine/serine/threonine phosphatase activity
Source: RefSeq, a predicted model, not a curated record
GAAAUCAAUGAUCAAAAUCACAACCAGAGCUUAGUUAGUGAACAAUAACCUUUGCUCAAAUAAAAUUUUACAAUAUUCUACAGUGAGUAUGGAUACUACUGUUGAAAGAGAUGGACACUUUAGACAGCCUGCUGCAACUACAGACAGCCCAAAAUUUAUCUGGAUCUGUCCUUCAGAACUAGCCAAGAAAAUAGAGGAAGACAGGGAGCAAUGGCUGCUCUUGGACACGCGCUCCUUCUCCCUCUACUCUGGCAAGCACAUCGACAAUGCUAGGAGCUUUGCCUUUGCUCCUAUGCUAAUGAAGCGUCUACUGAAAGGAACCGCAUCACUCGACUCCCUGAUACUGAGACUAACUGAUACUUCUCUUCUAAGCAGCAUUGGUGCCGCAGAGCGGAUUGUCCUCUACGACAGCAACUCCACACCUUCAGAGACGAAAGCAGAUCUUGUUAAAUUGGUAGAGACACUGCAAGCAAGAUUCGAAAACAAGCUAAACAUCAGAGUAUUACUAGGUGGUAUGGAAACUUUCCAAGAAGCAUAUCCAAGCCUUUGCAACUCUAGUGAGCCAAGCAAGGCCCUUUCUCCCACUCUGGCAACCCUCCCGACCUCUUCUGUGGACUGCACUGGCUAUGACACUCCAGAGGGCACUCCAGUUGAAAUACUACCCUUCCUUUAUCUGGGGAGUGCCAAGGACUCCUCUGAUCUCAGGAUACUCAAGAAAAUGAACAUCACGGCCGUCCUCAAUAUCACAACAUCUUGCCCGAAUCACUUUGAGCCUUAUCUUGAGUAUAAGUCUAUACCAGUAGAAGACACUCAUCAAGCUGACUUGUUGUCUAGACUACAGACGGCCAUUAACUUUAUUGAUGAAAUCAAGAGUAAAGGUGGCCGAGUAUUUGUUCAUUGCCAUGCUGGUAUCUCACGCUCCGCCACUGUAUGCAUUGCCUAUCUGAUGCAGCACAAGAAAGUAACAAUGACCGAGGCUUACAAGUACGUUCAGAGCAGACGGCCCAUCAUAUCACCUAACCUUGGCUUCAUGGGACAGCUAAUGGUCCAUCAGAAGAACUUGGAGUUACACUGGACAACAGUUAGCUCACAAAUGACAUGUACCACUUCAACUGUCACUAACACUCACGUGAACUGUCUCUCGUGUCAAUCGCCUUCCCAAGCAACCAAGAACACUUCUUUUUUCGAAGAGAGUCUACCAACAGCAAACACAGAGCAGGUGUGUAGUUUCUCGGAGUCUUUGAUACCGGCAAUAAAGAACUUUGGAGCUACAGGAGUGAACUCUGUUCCGGUUAGAAAAGGAUCACUCCCAGCUGCAAGCAGUAGGAGUAGAGAUGGGCUGAGACUCUCGUUGAAUGAUGAAUUCACACGUAGGAAAAGCACUACUAGUACUAAUCAAGUCAGCCCUUGCAGAGUGGAAGCGAGCCAGCGUUCGUUAACUUUAUCACUUAAUCUUUCAACCACUUGUACAUGAAUCAGGUCCACAAAUAACUCAGUUAUUAUUUAUCAUUACUUUAUAAUCAAUAUUACUUCUCUGUAUGUAAAGGAUCAAUUAUUAUCACUACCUUGUGUAUUUAUUAUCUUUAUUAUUAUGUACGUUUGUUAAACUGUCGUUGUUACUGUUGUAUCAUAAUCUUCAAUCAGAAUCAAUUCACUAAAAAUA